AUGCUUUUCAGAAGCCUGGCACGUCCUUGGUGCUCAUGCGCAAGGGCGACGAGGGUUGGUCGUUGGUCGACUUGCGGGGGAGUACCACCUUCAAGUGGUCCUUGCGAGCAGUGGAGCUCUACCACUGCAUGCGCAUUCCUGCAGGUUCAACUCCUCCCGUGGUGGGAUGGGUCUGUGCCGAGGGUGAGGGCCCGGCGCCCAUGCUGUCCCCCGGGAAGUCGCCCCUGCUUCCUUUCCUGA
This is a messenger RNA of Symbiodinium natans, 240 nucleotides long. NCBI's taxonomy places the organism in Eukaryota, Dinophyceae, Suessiales, Symbiodiniaceae. The record is from the annotation of a GenBank genome assembly.